AUGACAUUUAAAAAUGGAUUUUUAUGGGGUGGCGCGACUGCUGCUAACCAGUGGGAAGGUGCUUACAAGGAGGGUGGUCGCGGAUUGGCCAAUGCAGAUGUACUACCUCACGGGAGAGACCGUAUGCAGGUAAUCGUUGGCGAUAUGGUGAUGUUGGAACCUGAUGAAGAUCAUUACUAUCCUACUUUAGAAAGUAUUGAUUUUUACCAUCGUUAUAAAGAGGAUAUUGCGCUUUUUGGGGAGAUGGGGUUUAAGACAUUGCGUCUGUCCAUUGCUUGGAGUCGUAUUUUUCCCAAUGGUGACGAUGCUGCGCCGAAUGAAGAAGGAUUGAAAUUUUAUGAGGAUAUUUUUAAAGAAUGCCACAAGUACGGUAUUGAGCCGCUGGUGACCUUAACGCACUACGAUAUUCCCAUGCAUCUUGUCACCACCUAUGGAGGCUGGCGCAGCCGUACGGUGAUUGACUGCUAUAAGCGGUUGGUUACUGUUUUGUUUGAGCGUUAUAAAGGGUUGGUCAAAUACUGGUUAACAUUUAAUGAGAUUAAUAUCAUGACAAAGGCCUAUUUUAUGGCGGCAGGUAUCAUUUUUGAGGAAGGAGAGGACCGCUAUACCUCGAUUUACAACGCCGUUCAUCAUGUGCUGGUAGCUAGUGCAUGGGCGGUGAAAAUCUGUCACGAGAUAGACCCAGAUGCUCAGAUUGGGUGCAUGCUUAACGCCGGAAUAUAUUAUCCCAUGACUUGCAAUCCCAAAGAUGUAUUGGCUGCUCAAGAGGAGAACCGCACGCAUUAUAUGUUUUCCGAUGUACAAGUUCGGGGGUACUAUCCUGCCUAUGUCCGGAAGGAGUUUGAACGAAAUAAAUACACCGUUCCCUUUAUGGAAGAUGACGUUUUGAUUCUUCAAGAAAAUCUGGUUGAUUUUGUUUCCUUCUCUUAUUAUUCCACCCGAGUGGUUGAAGACGGACAUAAGGGUAAAUACGAUUCGAAUCUUCUAAAGUCCGCCAAAAAUCCUUAUGUGAAGAUGGAGCCAUGGGGCAGACAUCUGGACCCUCUGGGCCUUCGCAUCACCAUGAAUGAAAUUUAUGACCGUUAUCAGAAGCCGCUGUUUCUGGUGGAAAACGGAUUGGGUGCGAUUGAUGAGCCGGAUGAGAACGGUUAUGUGGAAGAUGAUUAUCGCAUCGAUUUUCUACGGGAUCAUAUUAGGGAGAUGAAGAAUGCGGUAGAAUUGGAUGGAAUUGAUCUGAUGGGAUACACCACCUGGGGACCUAUUGAUCUGGUGAUUGCUACUAAUGGCGAGGAUUUGGAC
Messenger RNA from Mesorhabditis spiculigera, 1299 nucleotides. The record is from the annotation of a GenBank genome assembly. NCBI's taxonomy places the organism in Eukaryota, Metazoa, Nematoda, Chromadorea, Rhabditida, Rhabditidae.